UUCCCUAUCGAAUUGAGGAUGAAGCAGGGAGACGCUUAUCCAUCGGUAGUUGAUAUAUAAAAGAAUGUUGUCUCGUCUGCUCAUAUAAUGACACAUGUACAUCCGUAAACUUUAAUAAAGUUUCUAAAGUUUGUGAAAUAAAUACCCUGAAAAUGAAGUCUCUGAAAUUUCGUGUGCAACCUUAUUCAGGAUGGAAGUUGUAUGAAAAGCUACCGUGCGGCAUUGGCUAUAUGAGCGGCAAACGAUGUCGUCAUAUUCAAAACUUGUUUCAACCUGACAAAAUCAGAACACGUCAGGAAGCGUACGACUUUUGUCAUUCACUUGGUGAAAACCUGGUGGCGCUGGGAAAUAGUCAAGACAGAAGAGAUCUUGAGGCUGAUGCAGGUUUAGCUGGUAUGAAUAUGGAUGCUAGGAUUUGGCUUCGUGGCAGCGUAGGAUCUAACUGUUAUUGUUAUAGGAGAAAGUUUGAUGAUUUAAUAAUGAUUGAUUGUAACUCAAAUGCCGCCAUAGUCUGCCAACGACCUUGAUAUAGAAGAUAACAGUCUCUAUCUGCAUUAUAUCGGACGUGCAUGUUUGACACAGUGGUAUUUGUACACUAUUGAUUAUUGUGUCAUCCUGAAACUGAUAUUGACCUUUCUCUUCCAAAAGUCUGCCUUCAAGGAUAGUCCCAAUUUCGUCGAAGAAUAGUUUUAAAUUCGUUCAUGUAUAGAUCUUUAUUUAUCGAGGAUAGUUCUAAAUUUGUUAUAUUGUGUGCGGAAUUCAACAUAAAGUUUAUAUAACAUGAUUGAUUAUUACAAACGUACUAUAUUGCUUAUGCUUUUAAGUGUAUCACUGAAAAUUAUAUUUGAUAAUUUCACAGUUAAAGUUAUCCACUUCUUUUUAAAGAUUUUCUCCAUGUGGUACAUGUAACGCAAUUGAUUGUUUGCUUAAACAUUCGUCAAACUUUCGACCUUUUCCGAGUUGUUUAGAACAAAGAUAAGCUGAAAUAACUGAAAUUCACACUUCAUAAAACGAUGAAAAUUACUUCAAUUCUUAAUUUCGUUCAAUUUACUAAUCGGCAAUUACAGUCUCAUUUGUUUUGUAUUUCGUUUUAACAGUCUGAAAAAUACGCUUCAGAACUGCUCUUGGUGAUAUGUGGGUAUAUUUUAGUAUCCUACGAUCAAUAAUUGAAUUUAAUUGUGUAAAACCAAUGACAGUCACCAGUCCAAAUGAUAAGUAAACACCCAGCGUUCGUUUGACUGCUUUAAGACUUUAAAUAAAUUCCAUGUUUUCGAAACUCCUAGUCGCCUCUUGAUGUUUACUCAUCUGUCAACAAUUGAUAUUUGUCUUUUACAAUAAGUCAUCUUUCUUAUUAACCAAUGAAAGUAACAAAUUGACAUGAAAUCCCUCUGAAUUAAGCAGAUUUUAUUUUGUCCGCCCUUGAAAUACACAACUUUAGAAAAGGUCUUUCGCUUUCAUUUCAAAGCACAGUCUAAAAUAAACUUUCGCAAAAAAUAACAGAAAUAAUAUAUUCAUUCUAGAAUUGUUUGUUUUAUAAUUAAAACGAGGCGAUCAUACAUAUGUUUAUAUAUAUAUAAUAACAAUAAUUGCAUGUCUGCCCCAAUAAAUAUAUUGAUGGGUUUGCAAUUUUUCGGGCAAUUUCCUGACAUUUCGGGAAAUAUUGUCAAAAUUUAUAAAAUUAUAAAUAUACAGAGCUACCAAGCCAACAAGUACACUUAGAUGAACGAAUUUAAGAUAUUUCAAGAGGUAAAACGUACGGAACGCAUUUUCUUAUUAAUAUUUUUCCUACAAACCGAAUGCCUAUAGUAAUGACAUUAUUGAUGACGUUAUUUCAUAUUUGAUUAAAAUGUGCAUGUCAAUGGGUAUAUUUUAAUUGUCACACAUAUCUUGCUCACAUAAUAUCACCAAAACUAUUGCCUUAAAGACGGCAAAGGAAUACUUAACAAUAUGUAAAACUUCGUAUAAAGUCUUCGUACGGUAAAAAUACUUCUAAUCCGUAUAGCUUCCUAGAGGGUUAUUAGUAAUCAGCAAAACGUCCGUAUGAGUUUUGUACGUAAAUAAGUUAAAUUCUCGGGAAAAUAUCUGAAGAAUCUACCGUAACAGUGCAUGCAAAAAUGUAAUGUGUACACGCUACAAGAUUGAAUAUUUUGCGACCCGAGCUAAUUAUGUAAAUUGUAAUGUAAAAACUUAAUUCUUAUGUUGCUUUCACUGACUUUGUAAACAUUAUGUUAAAGUUAUUUAGUAUGAAACGAAUGAGUUACGGGGAGAAAACACUGGCUGGGACGACAUCGAGGGAAGUUUCUUCUAAAACAAAUGCGAGGCCGUAAGCCUGAGUCAAUUUUUUGCAGAAACAUUCCGAGAUGUCGCCCCAGCCAGUGAAAUAUCUCCGUAACUAAUGAAUUUCAUGUAUUAUAACUGUCUUAUUGCAAUUUCAUUUUUGCUUCGUGACAGAAAUAAGCAAAAUAAAAAGAUUAUGUGCGCUUCUGUACCUAGUGCCCUACCAAUUUUGUUUGAAAUGGAAAUUUCAGAUAAUAUGAACAAAAACCAGGUUGUCGCAUGCUGUCGAAAGCUUUCUCACAGCGAUAACAAUAUAGUAAGGCAGUUAUUUUCGCUGUCAUUACAAAAAAAGAAUAAAACGAUAUAAAAGACUAUUUAGUUCAUACGGACAUCUUAUGUUAGAGAAAUUAAUGUUUAA
This is a messenger RNA of Ruditapes philippinarum (Manila clam), 2695 nucleotides long. RefSeq lists its product as uncharacterized. The transcript is spliced from 3 exons. NCBI's taxonomy places the organism in Eukaryota, Metazoa, Mollusca, Bivalvia, Venerida, Veneridae. The coding region runs from base 153 to 527 and encodes 124 amino acids. The record is from RefSeq and is a predicted model, not a curated record.